Messenger RNA from Oryzias latipes (Japanese medaka), 2200 nucleotides. NCBI's taxonomy places the organism in Eukaryota, Metazoa, Chordata, Actinopteri, Beloniformes, Adrianichthyidae. The record is from RefSeq and is a predicted model, not a curated record.
CUAGUUGUAAACAAUGGGUGUAAAAUUGCACAUCUAUAGACCCAUAGAAGCAGCUUGCUCACAAAUAAGAGGUAAUUCCUUUUGUGCUGAGGUGGAUAAAAACCUCACUGAACAUUGCCUACCACUUCAGUGGCCUCAGGAAAUUUGUGCUGUGUGAACCUCCUCCCUAAGGAAGAAAAAUGCAGCGAAGACUCUCCACUCGGCAGGCAUUGGAAAGUAUCCUGAGCAAAGCAAACCCUUGUGACUCGGAUGGAGACGACAUAGACCUUCAGCCAGAUUCAGACUCUGAGCUGUCUGAGCUGUCUUCAGAUGAAGAGACUGUACCUCAACCCAAAAAAAAACCUCGUUUGUCGACUGACGUGACAGACACAGCAAAAGAUGGCACAGUGUGGCAUGAAGAACAGGUGGGGGAGCGUCUCAAUUUCACCCCUAUCGAAGCUUACACCGGAGAUGGAGAGCCAACAGAUAAGGCCAGGAGUAGUAUCUCAACUCGCCUUCAGAGCUUUCUCUGUUUUAUCAGUCUUGAAAUGCUUCGCAGCAUUCAAGAAUGGACCGUUCAACAUGCACAGCAAACAGAGCAUCAUGAUUGGUCCAUGGGCCUCCCUGAACUAAUGGCAUUUGUUGCAAUUGUCAUCUUGCGGGGGCUUACCAAGGUUCCAGCACUAAGUGACUGCUGGUCGGCAAACCUGGGAAACCCACAGAUCAUUAGAACAAUGUCCCGGAACCGCUUCCAAGUCAUCAUGCGACACCUACGCUUUGAUGACAGGUCCACCCGCAGUGACCGAGCAAAGACUGAUAAGUUUGCUGCAAUUUCCGGUGUGUGGGGAUCAUUUGUCACCAACUGCAUAACAUCCUACAACCCUGGUCGACACGUCAUUGUUGGUGAACAGCUUUUCCCGUCAAAGACUUGCUGCCGUUUCCUGCAAUACGUUGCAACUAAGCCUGACAAGUUUGGAAUCAAGUUUUGGGUGGCUUAUGACUUAAAAUCCAAGUACAUUUGCAAUGUCCUCCCAUAUCUUGGCAAGGACCCCAGUGGGGAGCGGCUGUCUGAAAAUGUUGUGAUGACGUUGAUGGAACCAUUCCUGGACAAAGGCAGAAAUGUUACCACAGACAAUUUCUUCACAACGCUGUCACUUUCGCAACAACUGCUUAGCCGGAAGACCACCAUCCUCGGCUCAGUCAACAAGACUCGCCGGGAAAUUCCACAAUCUGCCAGGCAGCCAGGCCGCGAUGAAUUCACCACUCAGGUGUUUUCAACCACUGGUGCCACGCUGACGGUGUACGCGCCCAAAAGGAAGAAGACCGUCUACAUUCUCAGCAGCAUGCACAGCGUGGUUCAGACCGAGAAUAGCACCAAAAGGAAGCCAAACACUGUCGCCCUUUACAACACCACAAAGUGCGGAGUGGAUGUGAUAGACCAGAUGAUGCAGGAGGACACUGUCCGCAGAGGAACACGGCGCUGGCCGGUCGCUGUGUUCUACAACAUGAUUGACAUGGCAGCACUGAAUGCACAUGUGCUGUAUCAAGCAUGCACCGGCAGGAAGGAGAGACGAGUGGACUUCCUGACGAAGCUUGCAAGAGAGUUGGCUAACUCUCAUGUGGAUGCAAAGAAGGCACAAAAAGAAGAAUUGCUUCGGCAACAACCUCCCACACCCGGCCCUGGAAAAAGAGCCACGUGUCAGGUCAAGCACCAGUGCAAAAACAAUCAUGCCACUGUGCGAUGUGUUGACUGCUACAGAUACACAUGUGGCAAAUGCAGAAGAGAGAUACCAUGGCAGUGCCAGGAUUGUGAGUAAUUGCUGAAAUGUACUCACUGACAUUUUUUGAAUUCUUUGCAAAUAUGUGUAAAAAUGUUUUUUUUUUGUACUAUUUUGAUAAAGUAAAUCUGAAGGAAAAUCCCCAUGUGGGUCUUUCCCUAAGAUGGUAAUAUAAAAACAAGUUUCAUUGAAGAUAUUUAGGAUAGCCCCACCAGUAUCUGCCUUAUUUACAUAGGAAAAGCAGUCGUUCACAGUUGAUUUAGGACAUUGGCCAAAAGCCUUCCAGCCGAUCGUCUGCCCUUUGGGCUUUAUAGGUAGAAAGACCAAAUGCUCCUUGGGACUUUUAGGUUGAAGACCAACUCUGAUCAAAGUUGUGUUCUUGGUGUUUUUAACAUGUUCUUGACACAUUUAUAUACAUAAAGGAAAUAAAGCUUGAAAUGGCA